Molecule: messenger RNA, 2543 nt
Organism: Mauremys mutica (yellowpond turtle)
Lineage: Eukaryota; Metazoa; Chordata; Testudines; Geoemydidae
Product: ecto-ADP-ribosyltransferase 5-like
Exons: 4
Coding region: 10-1122 (370 amino acids)
Molecular function (GO): NAD+ poly-ADP-ribosyltransferase activity; NAD+-protein-arginine ADP-ribosyltransferase activity
Source: RefSeq, a predicted model, not a curated record
CUUUUUAAAAUGAGGAAAAAACUUCCCUUUGUCUGUGUGCUGUUGUUCUCCAGAGGAGACACGGUGCAGCAAUGCUAUAAGCAGAAAUGCUGUAUAAGGCUUGAACCAGGUAUGAAAAUUCGUGAGAUCAUACCUAGAAGUACUUAUUUGAAACCUCUCAAAUAUCCGCACAGGGAUGUUGGAACCAUGGUGAAGUCUCUGCUGAUCCCCUUGACAUACUUCAGCCUUCAAACCUGUCUGGGAAUCCCUCAGGCACAAUGCCAGGUGGAGCUGAGCAUGAUGCCUGAUGCUUUUGAUGACCAGUAUAUAGGAUGUGCUGAAGAAAUGGAUGGAAUUGCACCUGAACUGCUAGAGAAAGAAAAGUCCAUGUCCUCAGUGUUUAGAACGGUGUGGGAAAAUGCAGAAAAAGAAUGGGAAUGUGUAAAAAAAGAAAUUUCUCUCCCCAAAAGCUUUGAAGAUGAGUAUGGAAGAGCCAUAGUAGCCUAUACUGACAAUGACUUUCACAGUGAGUUGAAUGCAGCAGUGAGAGGGGCUGGGACAUCUCGAGCUCAUUACAUGGCCAGUUUCCAGUUCAAAGCCUUUCAUUAUUACUUGACAAGAGCCAUACAGCUCCUACGAGGGAGGUGUGAUGUGAUGUACAAUACGACAGUGUACCGGGGGGUUUCUGUCAGUUUUCAGCACACAGAAUCAGGUGACAUCAGGUUUGGACACUUUGCCUCUUCAUCUAUUAAAGAAGAAGUGGCUGAGAGAUACAGCACUAAGAACCUAACAGCCACGCCCGCACUCUUCACCAUCCGCACGUGCUUUGGCGUGAAGAUCUGGAACUUCUCAUACAGUCCUCCCGACGAAGAAGUGUUAAUCCCAGUCCAUGAGAUAUUCAGUGUGUCCCAAGGACAAGGAAGUAACAGCUUUGACCUCCGGAGCACAAACCGGACCUGCAGCCAUUUUAACUGCGCGUACCUGGGCGGCGAGAAGACCCAAACAUGUGUUUACAACUCUGGUAAGAGAGAAAAUUUUUGUUUUCAUUCUUUUGAAAGUGACUUGACCUCUGUAUUGAAGUGCAGAGCUGAAAGCAACCCCACCACGGAAACAACAUGUCACAUGAAACCAGUUGAGAAAUAAAUGAGGUGAACUGCAUGUUCUGUUUAUUUAUCCAGGUUCUCGUAUGGAGCUCAUGACUAGUAUCUGCGAACCUUCCCCUCUGACUCAAUUCCAGGCGCAGUUGAUUUCAGAAAAGAAAAUUUAAGGAGGAGAAUAACCCCUUAGAGCUCUAAUGAUUCAUCUUCAGUGUUCUGAACUAUAAGCUGAACACUCAUCCCCUAACCCAGCACCACAAGUGUGUCUCCAGCUCUCUCGUCUCAUAACUAGGCCCAUUCUAGCCCCAGUGGAACUACAUCCUCUCAAAGGACUAAACAUAAACAUGGCUAUUUUACCAGAGCAAGUCAGAAAAAUCUCAACAAAAUAUUUUCUCGUUGGAAUUUGACAAAUCAUCAAACUCUUCCCCUUUUGCAGAGGUGGUUUGAUUUUGACACUGUUCUGUCAGAACGCUGCCUGGGUUCUGGCCAGCUCAUCCGCCUGGCUCCUUGGCAGCUUGACUGGUGGGCUGCCUAGGAGUCAUAGACCCAGAACUUCCAGUGCCCCCAACUCUGGGACAGCCUGCUUGGGGCACUGCCCCAGAGCCGACGCGCCGUUCCCUUGUGUGGAGAAUUUCAAAAUGUGGGUGUAUUUUAUUCCAAGUCUGAAUAAAACCAAAUUUUGAAAUUUCGAAAUCCUCCACGAAAUGGAAUGGGCCUUCUCUGCCCAGCUCUACAUUUCUCCCUAAAGCCAAUAAAAACAAACCAACAAAAACUGGAAUACACUUAUGCAGCAUACAAGCUCCAAAUCUGAGCCUCUGGAACUGUCUUGGGGGAAACGUGCUCACCAAUUAUUGAUACUGAAGAAAAAAGCAGGCUGAGGAGGGAGGAAGCAGGUGAAAUAUCUCACCAGUGAGGUGAAUGUCCCAGGCUGGAGUGUCCUGCUGAGGUGAAAUGGGUUAAUGUCUCUCUGCAAUAAGCAGGUUGCAGUAGUUGUUGGGAAGGACACCUGUGUCCAGCUUUAAAGAUCUCUGUCAGUGUAAAAUAAUUUCCUAUCAAUUGUUUGAUCCGCUUUUUCCUAUUAACAGCUGUCAGAGGCGGCCUGGCCUUCCCCAGUGAGCUGAGCCGUCACUGUUUAGAGGAUCCAUCAUCCUGGUCCACGUUGCUUCUCUGAAGCUGUUUGCUGGUUUUUCAAUUGUCCUAUUCGUGUUACCCAUUUUUUUUCUCCAACACAAAUCAUGGUGAGGGGACUUGCCAGAUCCAAAGUCGUCCUGCUAUUCUGCCAGCGUUCCAAAGGGAAACCAGGAACAUGGAGGGAGUGUCGCUGGUACCUGCUUGGGCAAGUUUUGAUUAUACGUUAUCGAUGAGUAGAUCAAAAUGAAAGGUCAUAGUUCUAUUCCAGGUGGGAUUUGUCUUGCAAUGAUAGAGGUAUAAAUUGGAGUCUGUUAUAUAAAUAAACUAUUUGUAUUC